Messenger RNA from Pyrus x bretschneideri (Chinese white pear), 538 nucleotides. Its product is annotated as protein CYSTEINE-RICH TRANSMEMBRANE MODULE 3-like. Bases 138 to 353 code for a protein of 71 amino acids. The transcript is spliced from 2 exons. Gene Ontology annotation, cellular component: plasma membrane. The record is from RefSeq and is a predicted model, not a curated record. Lineage: Eukaryota; Viridiplantae; Streptophyta; Magnoliopsida; Rosales; Rosaceae.
UUGUCUAUAUGUAUAAAUAUUCAUCAUCUAUCACCUUCUAAACCAACAACUGCAAACUUUCCAAGUAUUUUCAUUGUCUAAAGUUCUAAACCCCGAUACAUAUUCUUCUCAAGAUCGUCGCCUUCAUUUGAUCCAAGAUGAGUUCUACUAAGACAGCAGCAGCAUACCCCGCACUAGCUUCCUCCGCCGCACAGGGACCGUAUCAUGUGCAAGCUCCGCCACCUGCCGGCUACCCAACAAGAGAUGAACCCCAAAACGCCGUUUCUGUAGAAACCAAGUCAAAGGGUGAUGGCUUCUGGAAGGGCUGCUGCGCUGCCGUCUGUUGCUGUUGUAUGCUGGAUGCAUGCUUUUAAGAUAUAAAGAUCCAGCGAUUCAUUCUUCACCCCAGAUAAAUAUUGAUCAAUAUGUUUGAUCAUUUGUUUUUAUUAUUAUUUUCCAGUUUUUACGGUACUACAGUGUGUGACAUUGUUUAUGUAGAUUAGAUGGUAUCUGAUUGUCCAGUUACUCAUCAUUGUAUAAUAAUUUGUUGUUGAUUUUA